UAGAGCUGAACAUGUGGCAGGUACAAGGGUGUAGCUCAGGGUUUCUGAGGGCCUCAAUUUUUUUUAAACCUUUGUGCACACAAAGUUUUAACAAAUAUCCCUUCACAACUGUUUCCUGAUGUGUCAGUAUGGCAGCUCUGGUAUGACAGAAUAAGGCCCAUAGAAGCUCAUUAGCAUGGCCUUUGAAUGGGCUUUAUUAUUAGAAGUGAGAAAGGGCAGCAGUGUUUUUAUGUUAUUUGUAGAUUUCUUAGACCUCGCUGGACACAUUAACUAAUUGACUCCUGUCCCUCAACACUCAUUGUGAAGGUAUGUCUUAAUAAACCUUAGGCAGGCGACCACAAAGACAUACCUCUACUUCAUCCGAGGUCCACACAGGCGCCUUGGAGAUGAUUUGCAACGCUAAUUAAUGGCCGACAGCAAAACUUCCAGUGAGCAAACAGGAGAAUCCGUGGUUAUGUGUCGUGUUUGCGGCUGUCCCGUGUGACGUCCAGAGGAGUGGCUGACGAUGCGAACACAGGACAAUAUAAAAGACACUUGUUCUUUUCCCGGUGAGACGAGAAGAUCAGAUGUCUGUCCUUCGCACGCGCCAGAAGAUGAGCUGUUUCCCGUUCCACGUCCACACAGCCGCUGGCAUGGCCUCGUUUAACAGGCAGAAGGUCCUGGCGUUGGCCUUGAUGCUGCUCCUGUCCCAGCUGGCUUGCGAUGCCAACAGCACGCACGAGUGCUGCAGACAGCCGUCCCGCUCGUGUCGCCUCCAUGCGCUGCUCUGCCGCUCCGGCAGCAGAGGCUUGGGGGGAGCCCUCACGGGGGACGCCGCCGCUGGGAUCCUCACCCUGGGUAAGCGGAAAGAGGACGAGCACCGCCUGCAGAGCAGGCUCCACCAGCUCCUCCAUGGCUCCAGGAACCAGGCGGCUGGGAUCCUGACGAUGGGGAAGAGGACCGAAGAGAGGCCCGUGGAGCAGUACUUUGACUGGGUGGCUCAGGAAGGAAUUACCAGCAAGACACAUGUUUGAAGUACACUGGGACUCUGGGAAAAGAGCGCACAAAGUAUAUAUAUAUAUAUUUGUUGAUGUAAAAACCUUUGAACUGAGCAUUUUUGGAUGUGGUGUCAGAGGAUUUCAGAUGGAGGAAGUUGUGUAAUACUGUAUAUUGUAAAAGGCUUUGAGAUGUAAUAAAAACCUUUGAAGGUUAAAA
Molecule: messenger RNA, 1194 nt
Organism: Mugil cephalus (flathead mullet)
Lineage: Eukaryota; Metazoa; Chordata; Actinopteri; Mugiliformes; Mugilidae
Gene: hcrt
Product: hypocretin (orexin) neuropeptide precursor
Exons: 2
Coding region: 567-1013 (148 amino acids)
Biological process (GO): neuropeptide signaling pathway; feeding behavior
Source: RefSeq, a predicted model, not a curated record